Messenger RNA from Poecilia reticulata (guppy), 4754 nucleotides. It is a transcript of the gene tacr1b, whose product is annotated as tachykinin receptor 1b. Lineage: Eukaryota; Metazoa; Chordata; Actinopteri; Cyprinodontiformes; Poeciliidae. Gene Ontology annotation, cellular component: sperm midpiece; plasma membrane. Gene Ontology annotation, biological process: G protein-coupled receptor signaling pathway; positive regulation of flagellated sperm motility. The record is from RefSeq and is a predicted model, not a curated record. Gene Ontology annotation, molecular function: substance P receptor activity.
UGGUGUGCCGCUGCGUUUUGCGCUUUGGUAUCGUUUUUAUUAUUUUUUUUCCCCAUCAGUGCAGCGCUGUGUGCGCGGUGCGUAAAAUGAGUGAAGACGCGCCGAGCUACUUCCGCUCUGCAGGAUUCCAGUGAGAAGACUCGAGCCUAUAUAUUGUUUUAGAGUCUGGGUUCGGGGUUGUGCCCAGAAGAUGGAGGCGCUCUACAACACCACCGAAUGCAGCGGCGAAAACGGGUCGAACGUCUCCGCGAACUGCAGCGGCGCCUUCAACAAGUUCAUCCAGCCCGUGUGGCAGAUCACGCUGUGGGCCGUCGCUUAUUUCGGCAUCGUGUUGGUGUCUGUGGUCGGCAACGUGGUGGUCAUCUGGAUUAUUCUGGCGCACAGGCGCAUGAGGACGGUCACCAACUACUUUCUAGUGAACCUCGCUUUUGCUGAAGCCGCCAUGUCGGCAUUCAACACGGUGGUCAACUUCACCUACGCCGUUCACAACGAGUGGUACUUUGGUUUGGUCUACUGCCGAUUCCACAACUUCUUCCCCAUCGCCGCCAUAUUUGCCAGCAUUUACUCCAUGACAGCCAUCGCUCUGGACAGAUACAUGGCCAUCAUCCACCCUCUGAAGCAGAGGUUGUCGUCCACUCAGACUCGGUUGGUGAUCGGUGUGAUCUGGCUGCUGGCUCUGCUGCUGGCCUUUCCUCAGUAUCUCUACUCGUCCACCGCAGUGCUGCCCGGACGCAUGGUCUGCUUCAUAGACUGGCCUGAAUACGACACUGUCGACUUCAAAAAGAUCUACUAUGUGUGCGUGACCGUACUGAUCUACUUCCUGCCCCUUUGCAUCAUGGGAUGGGCGUACAUGACGGUGGCCGUCACCCUGUGGGCGAGCGAGAUUCCAGGAGACUCAUCUGAACACUACGCAGAGCAACUCAUCGCCAAACGCAAGGUGGUGAAGAUGAUGAUCGUGGUGGUGUGCACCUUCGCCGUGUGCUGGCUGCCGUACCACGUCUACUUCCUGCUGCACCAGUUCUUCCCCGAACUGUUUGAGGAGCGCUACAUCCAGCAGGUCUACCUGGCCGUCAUGUGGCUGGCCAUGAGCUCCACCAUGUACAACCCAGUCAUCUACAACUGCUUGAACAGCAGGUUCAGAGCAGGCUUCCAGCAGGUGUUUUGCUGCUGUGCUCCCACCGUCACCAAAGAGGAGCUGCUGGAACUCAAAUCUCCUCGUUACCUGCAAACCCAGGUCAGCAUAUACCCCGCAAGCCGAACGGAGACCGUUGUUCCCGCCGCAGCAACAGAGGCGCCACCUGCCGAAUCGCAUGUUUAUCCUCACGUGGAGGUCGCAAUGAACAGCUCGGCCUCUGACAAGCUGCCCUAAAGCUCUCACGUUUCCACCUGUAGGGGUAAAGAGUGGAGAGGCCCGGAUGCUAACGCUGCUAACCGACCUGUGUACAGGUCACGCAUGAGGUAAACGGCCGAUACAACUACAUGAUAACAUUGGAUGAGGGCAUCAUCACAAUGAGACUUAAGAGAAUCUCAUCCUUCAUCACCUGCACAGCUCAGAGUCUUGACCCCUCGUGUUCCUGACUUGGAUUGAAGAGGAACUCCUGUAUUUGCUUAGCAACAGUGUCAAUUCACUUGUUUUUAACUGUGUUGCAUGGGAGCUUGGGGAGUGCUUGCAGACUGCCUGUCUGUACAGAGCCAGCACCUGUUGGGCAGGAUUAGCCCCUUGUUUUGACAAUGUGUGGAGCCUGGUUGGGUUGCAGCAGCCAGGUCACAGGCGCAGCUAAAUAUAGAGGUCCAGAGAUGGGAGACAAGCCACACAUAGCACGACCAGGGGGGAGUCUGAGGCUCAUUGCUGCAGACAUAAGGCACAAUUUCAAUGUCACAGGUACCAGGUGCAGGUGUUUGUCUGGUGUGUCUUUGCCUUGUGAUGAACUGCUGAUCUGUUUAGAUUGUAGUAGUUGCCAUGCAAUCUUAAAACAGGACAGUAGCUGCGUUUCCAUUAGCCAUGGAAUUGCAUAAAGUGAAAUUAUGAAACUAAAUCUGCUUAAUGGAAACACACUCCAAUGCCUGAAUAAGACACUGAUUGGCUGAUACAUGAGGAACGAAUGAAUUAUGAAUGUAACUCAUGUAUCUGUUAACAUCUGUACCGUGUCAUAUUGAACAGCAAGUUUAAUUUAAUUUAAUCUCUUACUUAUCAGAAACAGAAAAUUGAGAAAUUAUGUCUCUUGGACAUUAGCAUAACAGCAACAAAUAUUUGCGCUCAUUUGAAAUGGAAACACAGCAAAUGUCAAUUUGUAAACCAGAUUGAAAGGACGGGUCAUUCCCAUUCAUCACUGCAACAUUAACUGUUCAUUGGUUAGUAGCUUUAUGCUUUUCUGUUUCUAAAUACAGUACACUGCCACUAGUUCUCCGCAGAUUGUUUUUAUUCAUAUCCUGGUCACAAAGCGUCUCCUGUUUCUGCCUCCUACUGCAGUGUAUAUAUAUGAACUGGAAUUUCUCAUAAAAAGCAGGAAAUUAUUUGGUGUAGACGAAAAAGAUGCCUCAGCCAUAUCAGUUUCCUAGAAGCACAGAGAAGAAUAGUUUCUUGUUCAUUGGAAACAAAUGUGUGCUGCACACUUCAAUUCAGAAACACUUUAUUUAUCCCAAAGGGAAAUUAAAUGUUGUCAUAACUCAUGUUGUCAAAGUAUCUGUAAAGAGUUGUGGAUGGUGAUGCUGUGGGCAGGAUGAGUCUCAGGUAGCAGUCAGCCUUGCGAUGAAUUUUAAGAGGCCUCUGACUGAAGCCAGUGUUGCUGAAUGAGAGUCUCAUGACUGUCAAAACAUGCUAACAGCUCAAUGUGAGGGCAGCAGAUGUUAUUACGCAGAAACAUAUCCUGGAUGACACCAUCAGUUGUUGGCUAGCACUGCUAAUCCACCUCAUUUGUUUUGCCACUCCUUUUUAAACCUCUGUCUGGCUGGAUGGCUAUACGGCAGAGAGAGGUUGGAGUAGGGGACAUGAUCCUUUCUCAUUAUGAUUGAAAGAAGAGAUGGUUUGAACUUCCUCCAUCUCUCUCUGCUCGUUGGUCCUGCUUCGUCCAAAUGCAGAAUAUUGACUGGCUUGAGAAGAUCCUUAAUAACAUUAGUUUAAAAAAAUGUGUUAUUACAAUUGUAAUAUGUAUUAGCAAAAAGCUAUUAGAAUCCAUUUUAAGUCUUUUUUCAUAACCUCAGACAGCCUCCUUCACUCUUUAGUAAAAAUCUAAAAGUAAUGCAGCUGGUGGAUCCCAUCUUCUCGAUGUCCGUCAAUGGAUUCUGGAGUUACUGCAGUGAGUCCGUCCGAACCAGGGCUCGGUGGUCCCAGCAUCCCUUAGAACGCUUCAAGACACAAAUAAACUUCUUCUCAGCUGAUACCAUCCAGCUCACCCUCAUCUGAAGCACUUUGAACUGCUGCGGUGCUGAAAUGUGCUGCGGAAAUAAACUUGACCUGACAACUCAGGAACAGGUGACGAUCUGCUGACCGCUUUUAAUCUCGUCUCUCCCUGAAGAGAUUUAUAAUCAUUCACAUACAAGAGUUGACUUGUGAAAACAGUAACUUGCAUAAAGACUUCUGCAAAAAGGUGUAACUUAAUGACAAAGGUGUUUGUACUCACAUCCGUAACAAGAGAGGAGGAGUUUGGAUAAAAAUAGCAUGAACAUUUACUAUAUAAUGAAAGUUAAAAACAUAAAUCUAUUAUUAUGACCUGAAGCAUUUGGUUUCUAAUUUUGGUUUCACAGAAAAAAAAAUUGUCUUUGCCAUCUCUGAGGCUAUUUUGGACCAAAUGUCAUCUUUGUACCGUGAGAUCAUAUUGCAAAUUUUUUGUGUAUUCAGUGAACUAUGUGAUUGUACUAACUUUGUAAAAAUCUGUACAGUGAUAAUUAUGUAUGCAGUACUAUGUUGUUUUGUUUUUUGUUUUUUUUUUGUCAGACUUAAACGUUUUAAAUGUUCAAACUGAUUUUAAUGUCAAAAAUAACCUGAAUUUUCAAUUAAGUUCAAUUUAUUUAUAUGGCGCCAGUUAACACCAUCUCUUUUCAAAGAACUUUAGGAGAAAAACAAAGUCAUUUUUACCCAAUCAUAUAAACAGGUUCCCAGUCAAACAAACUGUGUAAGGUGUCCAAUGUGCGGCCCGGGGAACAUUUGUGACCUCUGGAGUCAUUUUGUGGUCAUUUUGUGCGGCCAUGACUCCAGAUCAAAUACAAAUCCCCUCAACUCAGCGCAGGUGGUUGAUGCAGAUGGAGACUUUGCCAUUUUCAAUUUUUAAUCAGCGCAAAAUUGUUACAGGCAAACUUGAGCUUUAGUUUUCCUUUGAUGGAAAGACAAAUUUUCUCCAAACAGCUGACAUGACAUGCCGAUCCAUUGAUGUUGGUUGAGGUCAAAUUUUCUAGAAUAAAAGUUUUAAGAAAUAUUUUUUACUCUGUUUUUUUAAUUAUUUUUAUUAUGGAACAAAUCAACUGAAAUAAACAUCUUCCUUCAAUACACACUUGGAAAACAAUUUUUUUAAUAAAAUAUGGGAACUGAAACUUUUUUUUAGUCCUAAAUGGAAAAAAUACUGAGUCAUUCAUUUCUCUCAGCUUCUCACUUCUUGUUUCUCUCUUUAUAAAAAGGAAUAUGAUAUUGAAAAAGGCAUUUGGAAUAGACAGACUGGAAAUGAUAUUACAGAACAGUGUGUGUGUUUCUGUCUUGAACAUGUCUAGUUGUAGGUUUGAACAAACUGACUGUAAUCUGAAUAAAACGACAUAAUCCAUCA